Messenger RNA from Hirundo rustica (Barn swallow), 2002 nucleotides. It is a transcript of the gene ZNF648, whose product is annotated as zinc finger protein 648. Bases 301 to 1446 code for a protein of 381 amino acids. The record is from RefSeq and is a predicted model, not a curated record. The transcript is spliced from 3 exons. Gene Ontology annotation, molecular function: DNA-binding transcription factor activity, RNA polymerase II-specific; RNA polymerase II transcription regulatory region sequence-specific DNA binding. Gene Ontology annotation, biological process: regulation of transcription by RNA polymerase II. Gene Ontology annotation, cellular component: nucleus. Lineage: Eukaryota; Metazoa; Chordata; Aves; Passeriformes; Hirundinidae.
GCGCCGGGGAUGCGCCGGGGAUGCGCGGAGCCGCACCGGGACCCGCAGUGCCCAGCCCACGCCGUGGUUGCCACAUCCCCGCGCUGCAGGAAGGGGUUAGCUGUGGUUAUGGAGUUCUCUUAGGCCAAGCAGCGCCGGCAUCUCCUGUAAAGUUUUCCCACCCCAAAGGCAUCGGGAGCUCAGUUGGAGGGCUGGAGGGAGGACUGUCAGAAGAGCUGAGUAUGUGAUGGACAUACCAUGAAGGACACAAGGCUCUGGGUGAUGAUGAGCUGCAGAUGAACACAGUGUUUGCCUCAGAGGAUGGAUGUGAGUGAGAAUAACAUUUGUGACACAGGGGGGAAGCAUUCAAAUUAUCCCAGGAAGGCCACCAAGCAGGCGGGCCACGGCUGUAGCCUGCAGAGGGAGGUGGACAUGAAUUACUCCUGCAGUCCUGGAAACUCUGCUGGACCCGCAGGAAAGCAGGAGCUUCCUGCACAGCUGCGGUGUGCAGACAAAGAAACCUGUGACACCUACUGCCAGAAACAAGGUGAGAGUCCAGAUGGGGAGCUUGACGCCUCCAGCACCAGCUUCCACCCGCAGAGAGAUGAGGAUUUAGAUCAGUGUUCUUCUGAGCGCCCCAGGAAGCCACGGACGAUAACAAAACUCCGUGAGGACAGCGGAAGCGCCGCUCUUGGGGAAGUGUUUGGUGAGGACCUGGAGCCGGUCCCCGAGGAAGCUCUUCCCUAUCGAUGCAAGAAGUGCGGCUCCUCUUUCCGCGGCGUGAGCGAGCUGCAGGAGCACCGGCAAGCUCACCCGCUGGAGAACUCCUACCGCUGUCCCAUCUGUGCCAAAGCCUUCUCCCGCGCGGCCAACCUGCGCAUGCACAAGCUCAUCCAUUCCAGCGAGAGGCCGCACAAGUGCCCGGAGUGCGACAAGGGCUUCAUCCGCACGGCCGACGUCUGGAGGCACCUGCGCAACGUGCACAAGAUCGAGCGCUCCAUGGUGAUCCUGGCCAACGGCAUGGCCAGGAACCCCUGGUCCGUGGUGCACCGCAGCCAGCGCAACGUGGAGUGCCUGGAUCAGGCUUGUCCUGGAAACCAGAAGUCUCAGGAAGACGACUUCAAACCUUACGCCUGCCCGACGUGCGGCAAAGGCUUCGAUAAGCCCAACCUGCUGUCCAAGCACAAGGUGAUCCACCGGGAGGACAAGCCCUACAAGUGUCAGGAGUGUGGCAUGGCGUUUGUGCAGCUGCUCAGGCUCAAGAGACACCAGCAGACUCACUCUGGGGCACGGCCCUUCUAUUGUGAGGAGUGUGGGGGGACCUUCACCCGGCUGGCAUCGCUCCAGCGCCAUCACCGCAUCCACACCGGAGAGAAGCCCUACUCCUGUAAUUUCUGUGGGCAUUCCUUCACUGAGUCAGGGACCCUACGGAGGCACGAGCGCACUCACAAGCUGGACAAACCUUAAUUCGAGGUCUCUGUGGUUGCUUUGUACCUGAACGAGGUCUGCUCAGUCGGGCUGGAAAAGCACCCACUGCCCAGCAGUGGCUGACAGGGAAUGCUGCAUCACAGGGAGCUCUGGAACUUGUACUGGGAAGGAUUGCGCUGCCUUGCUUUAAACUGCUUUGUAUGAGAAAAUAACCUAAUUACCCCUGAGUAAUGAAAUGGGAGAUUUGAGGAGACUGAAACUGCUCGCAUGUGCUUGCGCUGUCUCUGCUGGACUGGCGAUGCAUCCGCUCGAGCUUUGUGCAGGAUGUGCAAGCACAGGCCGUGAGAAUUCACUGGAUAAAUUGGCUCUGCCCUCUUGAGUGUGAUGGCUCUUUGGCAUUGGGUUUGAAGAUCUGUUAUCUUGCUAAGUUAGAACAGUCCGGAGUUGUCCCUCUAUCCCUUCCUUCCUUGCAUUUUGCUGAGUUUUUCUUUCUGUUACAAUUCUUUUUAUUUGGAAGGGGAAGUAUCAUGCUGAUUAUUAAAAAACAAACUCCACCUACAAACCAGUUCCUCAAUAAACACAUUUACUAGCUGUA